Aspergillus niger is the source of this 1065-nucleotide messenger RNA. RefSeq lists its product as uncharacterized. Lineage: Eukaryota; Fungi; Ascomycota; Eurotiomycetes; Eurotiales; Aspergillaceae. The coding region runs from base 1 to 1065 and encodes 354 amino acids. The transcript is spliced from 3 exons. The record is from RefSeq and is a predicted model, not a curated record.
AUGCACGAGAGCUCCCUGAGAAGGCUGAUUCCAAAUUAUAAUCUCACCAGGGUUCUGCCCAUUGUGAAGCUCCUUUUGGAGAAAGGCCUCUUUGGCUCGAGUGUAAAGGCUCAGGCGUAUUUUCCUGGUCUCUUUGAGCCGUGUCCUGUACGGCAGACGGAGCAUGCGGUACUUGAACAGGAGGCGUCCCGGUCGAAUGAAGAAGUUCUCGAGGAGAUCUCUGUUUCGUACGAAGAACAAGGCAGUGAAGGGGAAGAAGAACGAGGGCAAACUGUAGCAGAUCCAGCCCCUGUACCAACAGAGGUUGAUUUCACCCAAGAGGUGAAAGUAGAACAGGAGAAUGAUUCGGAUGAGACAUUAACACCUGAGAGACCCGCGGCUUCAUUAUUUCCUCUGUACCUCCCAUAUCAUGCUCAGCAUCGGAUCUUGACCAAUGUGCAGCAAGUCUUAGAGGAGUGCAUAUUCGAUUUCAUGAGAAAGUGGCUCCCUGACAAUCUUGAAAGGAACGGAUGGGACUGUGCUGCAGCUGUUGAAUUGACCAAGUGGACGAGGCCUCCCUUCAGAUGGACGUCCCAGAUCCCUGAAGAUGCUCUCCAACUAACAGACCUCAAACUUGAGUCGAUCUUGUCAAAAGUAGUGAGAAUACGUCACACCGCUGUACAUCGACUUCCGACGACUGCGCGCGGAGUUUGUGAUCUCGUUAGGAUCGCCAAGAAGCUGGCUGAGGCUCUUGGAGAUUCGUUACGCACUUCACAGCUGGAGAGUCUCCAUCACGAUCUGCAGGAUAAGAUCCAGAUCCUCGAGUUCAACAAGAAUGUUCUGGAAGAAAAUUUAGCUUGCCAACUCAGAAACAUUGAAGAAGAGCGCGAACUGUUGAAUCGCCGGGAGGAGAGGCUGAGAGCCAAGACGGUCGAAGAUGAUAGGGAAAAUAAGCUCAUGAUGGGUCUUCUGCUAGAAGAGUCGCUGGAACAGAUAUUCAAGACUGAGGGGGCCCACCCGGAGACUGAACGAGGCUGGUCGCGUAUGGGUAACAAAUGUGCAUCCUUUGGACAGGAUGAGCGUUGA